UAGAAACUUGUGUUGUUUUCUUGUUAUUCCUCAAAUUGGGACAAUUUCAGGCAACACCGACACCAUAUGUAAGUGUUCAAGGACGGGGGAAACGAUUAAAAACUUUUGGUAAAUACAAAAUAACAAACGAUUGUCUAAUAAUGCAUAAUGGUCAGAAGUUAAGUGCUCUCCAAUGCAAUUCUCAAGCGAAUUGCCAUAAAAGGCGCAGCCUUCUGGGUGUAACGCAAAAUGUGAAUCGACAUUAUGGACAAGACGGUAUUGGAUUACCAAUCGCUGGACACGCAUAGUGCGGUGGCUUAUCACUGGCGCGUGUGGCAAUUGACAGGCUUGCUCCGGCCGAAGAGCUUCUCAAGUGGACUCUUUAUCAUCUAUUCGAUUGUCAUUAAUACCCUGGUCACAUUGCUCUUUCCCCUCACGCUGGUAAUUCAGCUCUUCUUCGCCCACAAUCUGCAGGCCUUAUUCGAGAAUCUUACCAUCACCAUAACGGACAUUGCGGCAAAUCUGAAGUUCAUCAAUGUGUUCCUUGUACGCCAAGAGUUGAAGCAGAUUAAGAGACUUCUGCAACGUUUAGAUAGGCGAGCUAUUCAGGUAAACAAUCCCAAGGAAUUGGAGGUGCUUCGGCGGGCCGUUGCAACCUCACGCACUGGCUUUCGCAUCUUUGCCGGCAUCUUCAUCAUAGGCACCAUUCUGAGCUGUUUGCGGGUGGCCUUUGCCAAGCAGCGAGAGCUUUUGUAUCCAGCCUGGUUUGGCAUUGACUGGCAUCGAUCGGAUGUCGCCUACGUGGCCAUCUAUGUGUACCAGCUGAUUGGCCUUAUUGUCCAGGCUGCGCAGGAUUGUGCCAACGACUCCUAUCCACCGGCCUAUCUCGGCAUACUGACCGGUCACAUGCGCGCCUUGGAGCUGCGCGUACGACGCAUUGGCUAUCCGGCAGUGCGCCCCACGGCCGUUAACUAUGAGAGCUGGCGCAUCUCCGUCUACAAUGAUUUGCGCAACUGCAUCGAUGAUUUCAAUUGUGUCCUCAAGCUGCACGAGAUCAUCCAGAAAAUACUGUCCACUGCUUGCAUGGCACAAUUCAUUUGUUCCGGCACCGUACAAUGCACCGUGGCAAUGCAUUUUCUAUAUGUCGCCGACUCUAAUGACCUGUCAGCCAUGAUGCUUUCGCUCGUUUUCUUUUUGUCCGUCACCCUAGAGGUAUUCAUUAUAUGCCUCUUUGGUGAACGCUUGCGAACACAAAGCGAGGCGCUCCUGGACUCUUUCUAUGGCUGCAACUGGUUGGAGCAAUUGCCACAGUUCAAGAGCAAUCUAUUAAUAACGCUUAUUCGCGCCCAACGGCCAACUGUGAUCUUUGCCGGGAACUACAUAUCGCUCACGCUGGAAACCUUUGUUCAGGUCUUAAGGAUUACUUAUUCAGCUUUCACUUUGCUGUUACGUACACGUUGAAUCUAAAUAAAAAAUCCAAAAAUUAAUCUACAGAUUUUAGCUAAAAUAAAACAAGGCCUAAUUUAAAUUAAUAAAUGACCCAGAAAUA
Scaptodrosophila lebanonensis is the source of this 1528-nucleotide messenger RNA. RefSeq names its product odorant receptor 2a (gene Or2a). NCBI's taxonomy places the organism in Eukaryota, Metazoa, Arthropoda, Insecta, Diptera, Drosophilidae. The record is from RefSeq and is a predicted model, not a curated record. Gene Ontology annotation, cellular component: plasma membrane. Bases 244 to 1440 code for a protein of 398 amino acids. Gene Ontology annotation, molecular function: olfactory receptor activity; odorant binding. The transcript is spliced from 2 exons. Gene Ontology annotation, biological process: detection of chemical stimulus involved in sensory perception of smell; sensory perception of smell.